AUGGAAAUGGAGUUCAUGGCAGAAUUCACGGAGGGUAUGAGUCGUGAUCGAGCUCGCCAAAUCAUUAGAGGUAAACGAACAAAACGUAAUCGGCCUUGUUCGCCUUUUGGGAUUUCCACCACCUCCGGCAACAGUGACUGUUUGAUUAAUAACUUUACACCUGAUCACUCGCCGGUGAUGUCAUCUGAGAUGUCAACGGAGGAAGACGAAGACAUGGCGAAUUGUUUGAUUAUGUUGGCUCAAAGUGUAUCUCCGGUCAAGGAGGAAAAAUCCGAUCAGAUUCGUCAGAAAACCGAGAAGUUAAGUAGUCGGAGAUUUACAGAGAUGGCGGUUUCUUCCGCCGGUGGAAAAGCUGGGUUCUAUGUGUAUGAGUGCAAAACGUGUAAUCGUACGUUUCCGUCGUUUCAAGCUUUAGGUGGACACAGAGCAAGUCAUAAGAAGCCGAAGGUUAACGUAGAAGAGAAGAAAUCUGGUUUGGUUAAUAUUCAACCGCCAUUGAUGGAAUAUUCUGAUGAAGAUCAACACAAAGUCGUGGUAGAAGACGAAGAAAACAAGAACAGUUUGAUCAUCAGUAAUAACGUCCAGAAAUCUCCUUCAUCUUCACCGGGUUUGAUUCAAACAGGAAUUAUUAAUAACAACACCAGAGGAAAAGUUCAUGAAUGUUCAAUAUGUGGAUCGGAGUUCUUAUCCGGCCAAGCUCUCGGCGGACACAUGAGAAAACACCGGCCAACUCCACCGGCGAUCAACAGAAGUACUGGAAUCUCAACAAACACCGACGACAGCAGUACUGAUAAUCAUAUCAUUGAAAAUUCUCCGGUGGGUAAUAGUAUGUUAUCGUUGGAUCUUAACCUUCCGCCACCGGAGGUGGCUGACGACGUUCAAUCACAAUUUCAGUUUACUGCGAGUUCUUCACAACAACAUCUAGUUUUCUCUGCUCCAGCUUUAGUAGAUUGCCAUUACUGA
Messenger RNA from Lactuca saligna, 963 nucleotides. NCBI's taxonomy places the organism in Eukaryota, Viridiplantae, Streptophyta, Magnoliopsida, Asterales, Asteraceae. The record is from the annotation of a GenBank genome assembly.